Cutaneotrichosporon oleaginosum is the source of this 1710-nucleotide messenger RNA. RefSeq lists its product as uncharacterized. The record is from RefSeq and is a predicted model, not a curated record. NCBI's taxonomy places the organism in Eukaryota, Fungi, Basidiomycota, Tremellomycetes, Trichosporonales, Trichosporonaceae.
UUUGCCGCCGUAGGCCCCCACCCCAGCUCCGCCCGAUCCGUCACCAUACCGAUCGCCAAGUAGUAGUCUCAAUCCCCAUUUGGUUGCCGUCAUACAAAGUUCUCACACCGACAGCACCCCACUCCCGUCCACUUUGCUCGGCACAACAGCCCACCCCGUGCACCUCGUGCUCUCCCCACUCCUCCCGUCUGCCUCCACUUGCGAACACCGUCCAUUACCUCUGCCCCUCCUCCCCUCCUGUCAUCACCUCAUCAUCCAUUUCAUCCCAUCCAUCAUCCUCUUCCGCCCAACCACCCUCCCACCCCUCCCCUCCAAUGUCGGUCGCAGCCGCCCCUCUGGCGGCGCCCAAUACCAUCUCGCCUCAGCGCUCCCGCAGCAUGUCCCCACACUCGAUCCUCCGCCCCUGCUCUUCCGUUGUUGAGCCCUCCAAAGACGCGGCGGGUAACAGGCAGUUCGGAUGGCUUGCUGCGCCGCCAAAAGACCUGGCUGCGCCCCGGCCCUCCCCUGUUGUCGUGGCCGAGCUGCAGCCCCAGGCGCAGAUCUUCACCGCGCCGGCGCACGCGGUCCAUGGCUCACCUACAUCCGACGCCGAGCUCAGCGUCCCGCCCCUCUCUCCAUCUGUAUCGCAGGACAGUGUCGCCGACUCACAACCCUCCCUACCAGAGUCGCUCGAACCCCACGAUGGUGAUAUGACCCCGCGAUCGUCCGCUGCGUCCCCGUGCAUCCGCUUCGGCGCGCUUCCCGAGCGGCCGCCAGAGCUUCGCCGCCGCAACUCGAUCACACUCGGCGUGCUGGCGCGCAAAAACAUGCUCACUGCACAGGGAACUACGGGGCAGGGGAACGUCAAGCGGGUCAUGAUGACCGACGACGAGUGGGAAGAGUACCAGCGCCAGUUCGCGGCAAAGAAUCAGACCAACCAAGCCGUCGACCUCGGUGCCGUGGUGAAGUCUGGCGCGCGCAACUUCUUCGGCAAGCUGCGCCGCGGCUCCAACUCGUCAACGACAUCCACGGCCUUAAAUAGCUCUGUGGCAGCGAGCUCGCCGGCGCGCGGCCGCUCCGAUUCAGCUCCUGGUGCGGCGCCUGUCUCAGCAAACCGCGUCGCGUCGUCACGCGACCGCGUGGCCAUUGCCCCGCCUGUCCCCGAAGAGCCGGAGGAGGCGGGCGACGAGACGCCGCGGCGCGGCCGCUCCCCCUCGCCGAUGCGGCACGCGCCUCACUCCCACCACCACUUUAACCGGUCGCCGUCACCGCCUCGCACGGUCUUCCACGACGAGGACACGCUCAACAAGCAUGAGCACGACGAGCGCCGGCCGACCGACGACGCGUCGUACGAGCGCAUGCGGCACUACACAAGCACCGAGGCGAGCCUCGGCUUCGAGAUGUCCAAUUACGCUUCGGACGGGCGGCCAGCAUUUGCGCGCAGCGCCUCGGGCGCGUAGUGCGGGCGGACGCGCAGUGGUCACCGAAGCGUAGUGCCCCACCCCGCACGCUAGCAUGAGCGCGACAGCACUGCUCGCCCGCCCACACUAGCCUGACCCGUCCCGUUAUCUGUCCCCGUACUCGCCUUGAUGCGAGCUAAUACAGCUGCGGUGCCUCCGACCGCGGCUGCGCAUAGAUCUCCGGUAUCGAUCUGUUGAAAAUGCGCGUGUGCGCAGUGUAUUCCUGUAGAGUAUGGAUCUGUCACGACACGCGGAGUGGGGCAUAGUGGGA